Messenger RNA from Engraulis encrasicolus (European anchovy), 3145 nucleotides. RefSeq names its product RAD23 homolog A, nucleotide excision repair protein b (gene rad23ab). Gene Ontology annotation, cellular component: nucleoplasm; cytosol. Gene Ontology annotation, biological process: nucleotide-excision repair; proteasome-mediated ubiquitin-dependent protein catabolic process. NCBI's taxonomy places the organism in Eukaryota, Metazoa, Chordata, Actinopteri, Clupeiformes, Engraulidae. The transcript is spliced from 10 exons. Gene Ontology annotation, molecular function: damaged DNA binding; proteasome binding; ubiquitin binding. The record is from RefSeq and is a predicted model, not a curated record. Bases 135 to 1592 code for a protein of 485 amino acids.
GAUGGCGUCUGACCAUAAUAUUAUCUUCUAGUGAGAUAGCUGAGUCACAUCCAAGUGUAGAGGUAACGGUAAUAGGAAAUUCUUCGUACUUGCGCUGCCAAGAAAGCUUUCCACGAGCUGGAAUCUAAUCGAAAAUGCUGACAAUCACCCUGAAGACUUUACAGCAGCAAACGUUUAAGAUAGAAAUAGAUCCAGAACUAACGGUGCGAGCUCUGAAGCAAAAAAUUGAGGAGGAACGGGGUAAAGAUGCCUAUCCUGCCACAGGCCAAAAGCUGAUAUAUGCAGGCAAAAUCCUGAAUGAUGACAUCCCUUUAAAGGAUUACAAAAUCGAUGAGAAAAAUUUUGUUGUGGUUAUGGUGGCUAAGCAGGCAAAACCAGCUUUGCCACCAGUCCAGGCCAGUCCAGGUUCCAUACCGACUCCAUCUCCGGGUGCAGCGCCUCUCAUGGACAUAGUCGCUCCACCACCCCCCGCCUUAAUGGCCAGACCUUCUGCAGCACCAGCACCAGUCUCAGCACCAACCCGAGCCCCAGCACCAGUCCCUGCACCCAGCCAAGCCCCACGUCCUGCUCCUGCCCCAACCGUCACCCCUGCCCCUGUAUCUGCACCUGCUCCAGUUUUACCAGCUCCAGCCCCUAUGCCGAGCCCCGUUCACCACCCAGCCCGACCACAGCAGACUCAGAGCACAGCCAGUCAGCCUGCCUCUGGGCCAAGGGCUCCCAGCACAGGCUCAGCAGCAACACAAAGUGCCACCACAGUCGGCACACCGACCGCAGGGGACACAUCCCGGGACUUUUUUCCGGAACAACUGCUGGACACGGACCCAGCACUCCUCGCAUCUGGCCUUGACCUGGGCCUUUUAGAAGAGGCAGCAUCAAUUUUAGUUACAGGGCAAGCGUACGAGAAUCUGGUGUCUGAGAUCAUGUCUAUGGGCUAUGAGAGGGAGCAGGUGAUCGCAGCACUUCGAGCGAGUUAUAACAAUCCAGAUCGUGCAGUGGAGUACCUGCUCAUGGGCAUUCCAGCAGAGCCUGAGCAGCCCCUUCAGGAGGUGACGCGGCCCACUGCUGCUGUUGGUGCUGGGGCUGCUGCCGGUGCUGCUGCUGUUGCACCCGUCCCUGCUGUGCCCAACCCCACUGCCCCACCUGCAGACACACCUCAGGCCACACCCACAUCAGGCACAGGCGCUCCAUCUCAGACGCCCUCCUCUGGUAACCCUCUGGAGUUCCUGAGGAACCAGCCCCAGUUCCUGCAGAUGAGGCAGAUCAUCCUGCAGAACCCUGCUCUGCUCCCUGCUCUGCUGCAGCAGCUCGGCAGAGAUAACCCACAGCUACUCCAGCAAAUCACUCAACACCAGGAGCAGUUUGUCCAGAUGUUGAACGAGCCCCAUGGCGAGGAGGAGGAGGGUGCUGAGGCCCCUGCAGCCGCGCCACAGACAAACUACAUCCAGGUCACCCCACAGGAGAAGGAGGCCAUCGAGAGGUUAAAAGCGCUGGGCUUUCCAGAGGGUCUCGUCAUCCAAGCUUACUUUGCAUGCGAGAAGAAUGAGAACCUGGCUGCCAAUUUCCUCCUCCAGCAAAACUUUGACGAUGAGUGACCGUGUCUGUUUUUGCAGUGUAUAUGAUGGUGAUAGUCAGGGAGAUGGCCACGAAACAAAACAAAAAAGUUGAAUAGAUUUACAGAUUUAUUAUGUGUGUAUGUGUGUGUUUUUUUUGGGGUGUGUAUGAGAGAGAGCGAUACACAGACUAUUUGUACUGUAUGUGGUCAAGUUUGUAAGGGGUCAAGGCCAGGGAUAUGCAGUCUUGUAGAAAGUGUUUUCUUGGAAAACAGCCAUGGUCUACAAGUCGAGUUAAUUUUAACAGCCACUCCCUUUUUAUUGAACCAUAUCACCUCAACUGUGAAUUUUGCACUGCUGCUAUUGCUGCUGUUAGUAUUUAUUAUUUUUUGUGUGAUAUGAUUGAGGUGGCCACUGUAUUUUAUUUAUGCCAAAGGACACACCAUAAAAAGUUAUUCUUUGGGUUUGCUUGAUCACCAUAAACCAUCCAUGUUCAUUUAUCUAUUUAGUAUCAGCGCUGAAUCUUACAGAAAAGUCAUAAAAGAAUGGGUUUUGUCUGCAAUGUCCAACUGUUUGUCAGGUUGUAUAACAAUACAAUAGUAAGCUGUCUGAAAACAAGACUUGGUCAUACUCCACAAAUCUGGAAGAUUGUGUAGUAUAAACAUCUCAACCAUGCUACCAUCAUUAAAAUGCCUCCUUGCAAUCAAACCUUUAGGCCCAGACGUGUACAGACUAAGAAGUUUUGUGCUGUUCCUUGCCUUGUUUUUCAGUUUUAUUGGUAUAUGUUAUUUUUUUAAUCAUUUAUGCUUUAACCCAUUUUAGCCUGUAGCGACAUAUACACUGCAUUCAGGUUCUUGAGAUUUGAGUUUUUUAUUUAAAAAGUGGGUAUGUUAGAGCUGAAUGAACAUUCUAAUGCAAAAUGAGGGUCCUAACUUUUCAAUGCAACUUAAUUCAUGUUUUUACGUGCUUUGGAGGCUGAGAUAUUUAGGUUUUAAUAGGCAGAGAGCACAUUCUCAUAAAAAAGGGCUUAGGCCAAAAUGGGUUGAUGCAUUGUAAUGGGGAAGAAAAAGUUCAGUCCACAGUUGAAAUGUCAAAGAAAGAGGUAGGCUGUUUUGAACAACAGCAAAAUAACAUAUCGUUGCAUUUUAUCCAAUUUUAUUUAACAGUUUGUGUCAACCUGUUCCUUUUUUUUCAAAGUGUGUUGCUUAGCUUUUUGAAGGACAACAUUACUCUCUUUUUGCUUUUUGAUGCGUAGAAGGCCUUGGGAAAAUAAAUAAAUAUAAAUAAUUACCCCCCUUUUUUGUAAAUGUUGGCACUUUAUGGGAAAGAGUGUUGUUAUUAUUGGAGGUUUAAACAUUUGCAUGACUUUAAAAUAGCCCGGGGAGUUGAAAAAGUGUCACGGUCUGGUGGUGAUGUAUUGGUAGCUUUACUAUUACUGUUCUUGUUAUUUUGGCAAGAAGACGGUUGACCUGUAUGAAGUGAUAUUUGCCUUAACAUAAAAAAGUUGCAGGUUUGCUGUAUGGUACAUAAGAUUAUUGUUUAAGCAUAAUGUGAAAUAAAUAGCUUUUACAAAGCUGAAUUUGAAGUUUGGCCUU